CAACUUUGUAUGUGAUGGCCGACCAUGCCUUUCAAGCCAUUUCGACCUCCUCUCAUACGAAAGGAUCUAUUAUCAGCCAUCUCAACAGACUCCAAAACGAACGAUAACAACAAUCCUCCUCCCGCAAAACGACUGUGUCUAGAAGAAAAGGACAAAAAUGAAGCAGAUACUACCGCUCCUUCUCCGCUUCUAAAUAACAAUGUCGCGACAAAACUCGUAUCGUGGAAGCCAUUGAACUCCAUUCGGAAUACCUUCAGUGGUGGAGACCUGUCAUCUGAUAACCACAACAAUAAUGCUGACGUGGAAGCCUACUACAAUGUUCUUUGGAGGAAAUUUACUACAAAGAAAAAUAAGACAUGGGAUGGAGACGGGAUUCUGUCAAUUCGUGGAGGAUAUGGCUAUCUCCGUGACGUGUCGGGACGGGAUAUGGGCCGAAUUGUGAUCAAUACUGCUCUGGAACCUGGCUCUAGCCUAUCGAUUGCUGGGAAGGAUGUUGAAGUUGAGUCUUUUAUCCCCAAGGAGGAUUACUUGUCAGGGCGGGAAUUUCUAGGCGGAGCAAAGAAAUCCUCAUCUUCACCUGCAACUCGACCAAAUCCAGCUACGUCGACCCCCUCAAUUACUAGGCAGACCUCCAAGACUCAUGAAUCCUCUAUGCGUAAAAAUGUGUCCAAGAGAGAGCUUCCUGGCGAAAUGGAUGAUUCACAACCUGGAAAAAAAAAGUUAUCUGUAAAGCAUCUCAAUACUGCACCUUCGAGAAGCGCAGGCCUUGGGAAUAUCUUCAAGAAUCCAAUGAAGGACAAAGCGAUUUCAACUUCUCAAUCAACUAGCCAGCCUAUUGCACGUCAUGAUCCUAAAGCUCCUGGGGCUUUGGUGAUGAAGCGACCCAAUGCGGCUCCCAAAGGUAAGGCGAUCGUGGAUGUUGUAGUCGAUCCUCUACUCUCAAGGCAUCUACGCGAUCACCAACGAGAGGGUGUCAAAUUUUUGUACGAAUGCGUUAUGGGCCUUCGAGGGUUUAACGGCGAAGGAGCCAUCUUAGCUGAUGAGAUGGGCCUUGGAAAAACUCUUCAAACAAUAGCACUCCUCUGGACUCUGCUCAAACAAAACCCUAUCUACGAAGCUUCCCCUGUGAUUAAGAAGGCUUUGAUUGUGUGCCCCGUCACCCUUAUCAAUAAUUGGAGAAAAGAGUUUCGCAAGUGGCUUGGUAACGAGCGCAUUGGAGUGUUUGUUUUUGAUAAUAAGCGGAAACGACUAACCGAUUUCACAAUGGGCAAAGCUUACAGUAUCAUGAUUGUUGGGUACGAAAAACUUCGCAGUGUCCAAGAAGGACUGACGAAAGGUCAAGGCAUCGACAUUGUCAUUGCAGAUGAGGGCCAUAGACUUAAGACCGUUCAGAAUAAAAGCGGUCAAGCAAUUCAAUCUCUUAAUGCCACAAAAAGAAUUAUACUCUCAGGUACCCCUAUACAAAACGAUCUGAGAGAGUUCUUUGCUGCGGUUGAUCUCGUGAAUCCUAGCGUCCUUGGCACAUACAAAAACUUCAUGAGAGAAUUUGAAGGCCCAAUCGUCCGCAGCAGACAGCCGGAAGCGACCAAAAAGGAUAUAGAAAAGGGAGAGUCAAGAAGCGAGGAACUAAGAGAACUGACGUCAAUGUUCAUGCUGCGGAGAAAUGCUGAAAUAUUAUCAAAGUACCUACCACCAAAAACGGAAUAUGUCCUUUUAUGUGAGCCUACAUCCACUCAGGCAAAAAUCUAUCGUCAUGUACUUGCGUCUCCUAUUUUCCAGACAGCAAUGGGAAGCAUAGAGGGGGCAUUCAGUCUUCUCACAAUCUUGAAGAAGCUUUGUAACAGUCCUUCGCUUCUAAAUCCAAGAACGAAUGACGAACCACAAAACAAUACAGUCGCAGCAUUGCUAUCCAGCCUGCCUCAAAAUCUUCUUCGGCAGUUUUCACCUUCCUCCAGUGGUAAAAUCAGAGUUCUCGACCAACUUCUCUACAAUAUACGAACAACAUCAACCGAGAAGAUCGUUCUCGUCUCCAAUUAUACGUCAACAUUGGACCUUCUUGCCACGCUGCUAACAUCCCUAUCCUUGCCUUUUCUCCGCCUAGAUGGCUCGACUCCAACAGCCAAGCGACAAUCUCUAGUUGAUGACUUCAACCGUGCCUCGGCGAGCAAUUGUUUCGCAUUCCUUCUAUCUGCUAAGGCCGGUGGCACCGGACUUAACCUUAUCGGAGCCAGCCGCUUGGUUCUCUUCGAUAUUGAUUGGAAUCCUGCCACCGAUAUGCAAGCCAUGGCUCGGAUUCACCGCGAUGGCCAAAAACGGCAUUGCUACAUAUAUCGCAUCAUGCUAAAAGGAGGACUGGAGGAAAAGAUCUGGCAGCGCCAAGUGACAAAAAUUGGCUUGGCAGAUAGCGUCAUAGAAUCAAAAGGUGGCAUGGCUCAAUUCUCACGCGAAGAGCUCAAGGAUUUAUUUCGACUGUAUGAAGGAGAUGGAUGUCAGACCCAUGAUCUCCUGGGCUGUACCUGUGGAGGAAAAGGGAUGCCUACACUUCCAGAAUCCGAUGAGGCUAUUGUUAUCUCUUCAGACGACGAGGAUAUAUCUAGAAGUCCAUCUCUUUCCAUGGGAUAUCCACUGGACAGCGACGGUGAAAUUGAUCUUCCGGAUCUUCCAACUCUUCUAAAAGCCUCCGAACUCGACAUUGAAGAACAAGAGAAACAGAUCCGCCGCGGCACCUAUUCUGUUCGGCAAAGAAACCGGAAGGGAUCAGGUCAACAAACUAGAGACAGGUCUGACAAGAAAGAAGAUGUACCUGAGACAUCCGCAAAGACAAAGAUCCAAAAGUUUCUUUCGCAGUACCUGCAUAUAGAUCCAGCUGCUUUCAAGAAUGAGGAGCUGCGCUUGAAAGAUCAAAUUGGAGAUUCCAUUUUGCAGUCUUUAGUUAGUGAUGAAGAACAUGGGGUGGGGUUUAUAUUCGAAAAGACGGCGUUUCCCACAACCGUUUCGGAUAAAACACGCGAUUCACCUUGAUGACGAAAUCCUACGAUACAAUAUCGACGAUAGUGAUACGUAAACCAGUUCCUCAUAUAACGAAGGAACAAAUAUAGAGUCUAUAAUUCAAUACCCUAUAAGCAUGAGAUCAGUUGAUUAUAUAUGAAUCUAGAAAUAGCUCGAGGGACCUACGUAAUGAAACAUUGCAG
Messenger RNA from Talaromyces proteolyticus, 3191 nucleotides. Its product is annotated as putative dsDNA-dependent ATPase. Gene Ontology annotation, biological process: double-strand break repair via homologous recombination; reciprocal meiotic recombination. The coding region runs from base 25 to 3021 and encodes 998 amino acids. Gene Ontology annotation, molecular function: DNA translocase activity; ATP-dependent chromatin remodeler activity; ATP binding. Lineage: Eukaryota; Fungi; Ascomycota; Eurotiomycetes; Eurotiales; Trichocomaceae. The transcript has 2 exons. Gene Ontology annotation, cellular component: nucleus. The record is from RefSeq and is a predicted model, not a curated record.